Epinephelus moara (kelp grouper) is the source of this 634-nucleotide messenger RNA. RefSeq names its product small nuclear ribonucleoprotein D1 polypeptide (gene snrpd1). NCBI's taxonomy places the organism in Eukaryota, Metazoa, Chordata, Actinopteri, Perciformes, Serranidae. Gene Ontology annotation, biological process: RNA processing; spliceosomal snRNP assembly. The transcript is spliced from 4 exons. The record is from RefSeq and is a predicted model, not a curated record. Gene Ontology annotation, molecular function: RNA binding. Gene Ontology annotation, cellular component: pICln-Sm protein complex; catalytic step 2 spliceosome; U2 snRNP. The coding region runs from base 125 to 484 and encodes 119 amino acids.
UUAAUGACGUCAUAUCCGCGCGACUGAAACGUACAGAGUACAACAGCGGCGGCCUGUGUUUUUCACUCGAGCGCUGCAAUUUUUGUCUUCGGUGGAGGAUUUGUCUCUACAGUCCGUCACCAUCAUGAAACUAGUCAGGUUUUUGAUGAAACUCAGCCAUGAGACGGUUACCAUUGAACUGAAGAAUGGCACCCAGGUCCAUGGCACCAUCACAGGUGUUGAUGUAAGCAUGAACACCCACCUGAAGGCGGUGAAAAUGACCCUGAAAAACAGGGAGCCCACUCAGCUGGAGUCACUGAGUAUUCGUGGCAACAACAUCCGCUACUUUAUCCUCCCCGACAGCCUCCCACUGGACACCUUGCUGGUUGACAUUGAGCCAAAGAUCAAGUCCAAGAAGAGAGAAGCAGUGGCUGGACGGGGACGAGGAAGAGGUCGAGGGCGAGGCAGAGGAAGGGGACGAGGCCGGGGUGGCCCGAGGAGAUGAUUACCAGGCCGUACGUUUGCUGGCCAACGCCCCACUGUUUGUACAGGAGUUUUUUUUUUUUCUUUUUCAACAAAACAUUUUGUGAAUUUCCACGUGUUUUUUGGUUCAGUUUUGUUCUUAUUUUGUACAUUAAAAUCCUUCUGAAGAGGA